AUGCAGAAGACACAAGAGGAGCGGUGGAGCUUCAGUUGGGAGCGGGAGGUUGAGUUUGCGGACCUGGACACAAACGCCCACGUCAACAGCGUCAUCCUUCUCCGAUGGAUGCAGGAGGCGCGAACGUCGUACAUGCGGCGAAAGCUUCUGCCUGAGCUGGCCGCCCGCGGUGAGAAGCUGGCGCCCACGGUGGUGGCCGAGAGCACCGUGGAGUACCUGGCGCCCAUCUUCCACUCCGAGCGCGUCGUGGUGCACUUGGGCAUCGCCGCCGUGGGCAAUUCCUACUUCACCCUCCGCUACGAGAUCGUCAAGAGGCCGCCGGCCGACGUCGCUGCUGCGGGCAAAGGCGAGGCCACGCCGUGCGGCCGGGGGACCGCGCGGCUGGUCUGCAUCGACCCACAGACGCAGAAGAAGGCCAACCUCACACCCGCACUGCGACGACUGCUCGAGGCCGGCGCUGAGCAGUGCGCCGCCGGGUCGACGCCGCCAGCCACCAGCGCCUCCGCGACCGCCGCUGCCGCUGCCGAGCCGGCCACCGCCAAGCCAGCGACGCCGAGCGACGAGUUUGAGGAGUGGCCGCUCUGCUGGGUGCACGAGGUCGAGUACCGGGACCUGGACGUGAACGUGCAUGCCAACAACUGCGCCGUCUACUAUUGGAUGCAAGAGGCGAGGGUGAGGUGGCUCGAUGAAGUGCGCAGCGAGUUGUCCAAGAUCGCGCCCGAGGAGGAGUUCGACGCGGUCAUGGCGGCCGGCACCAUUCAAUACAUGAUCCCCAUGCUGAUGGGAGAAGAAGCGCGAGUGUACAUUCGCCUCAAGCAGCUCGGCAACUCAUCGAUGUCCAUCGAGCACAAGAUCGUGCGCACGGCCAAGGACGGCAAGAGCGCCGCCGUGUGCUACCGCGGCACGGGCACGCUGGUGUCCUUUGACCACGAGAAACAGACCAAGGCCCUCAUCACGCCCGCCCUGCGCCAGGCCAUCGAGCGCGUGGAACGGCGCACCCAAGUUUUCCCAAAGCGCCCCAACGCCGUGUGCAAGCUGUAA
This is a messenger RNA of Acanthamoeba castellanii str. Neff, 1041 nucleotides long. RefSeq names its product thioesterase family domain containing protein. NCBI's taxonomy places the organism in Eukaryota, Discosea, Longamoebia, Acanthamoebidae. The transcript has 4 exons. Gene Ontology annotation, molecular function: fatty acyl-CoA hydrolase activity. Bases 1 to 1041 code for a protein of 346 amino acids. The record is from RefSeq and is a predicted model, not a curated record.